AUGAAGGCUAAAGCCCUAUUGGAAUUGAAUCUAGAAAAGGAUGUAAAGGAGAACAAGAAGAGCUUCUUCAAGUACAUCCUCAGCAACAGGAAGUCUAGGGAGAGUGUGAGAAUGCUGCUGAAUGAGGUGGGUAACCUGGUGACAGAGAAUACAGAGAAGACAAAGGUAAUUAAUACCUUCUUUGCUUCACUCUUUGCUCUUAAAGGCAGCCCUCAGCAAGCCCAGUCCUUGAAGGACAGAAAGUCUGGAGAAAGGAGGACUUUUCCCUUGGAGGAGGAACAUUGGGUUAGGGAUCUACUAGGCAGCUCGACCGGCGCCGGCAGCGCCGCUCAGCCCACAAGGUGGCGCCGUGGGACCAGUGAGGGGCCGGGCGGAAGUGGCGGCCGGACUCCCAGGUUGCCGCGCCGCGCCUGGCAGCCUCCUCAUCCUCGCCGGAAGGAGGGAGCAAUUACCGGAGGCGGCUUCGCUCGACCCCCUUCCUCGCUCAGCGGAGUCACAGGCUGCCUGGUUCGCCUUGCUCACCAGAAAAAAACUCCACAAGAGAUGGAGGACACUGAGCCGUGGUAUUCUGUGCCAGCAUAUGCAAGAUACUGGAAGCAUUUUGACUUAGCCAUGCGCUGGAUGCGUAGACACCAGAAAGCCUACAGGAAGGCCAUGGAGUCCUUUUAUUACCUUCCGUGGCAUCCUCCUGCAGCCUCUCGGAGUAGCCGCUACUCGGAUUGGGAUGGGAAUGAUUUCACACGUACUCAAAACUCUUCUUGCAGCUAUAGCCCAUGUGGAAGAGCUCCAUACCAUAGGGGAGCUCAGCAGUACACAGAUGCCAACGAGGGGAGGGAGGAUGCUGACAAGGACUCGGAAAUGGAGGAGGACUCCGAGUCUGAAGGAGAGAUAGAGUAUGACUUGAGUGACAUGGAGAUCACAGAGGAGCUUCGCCAGUUUUUUGCGGAGACAGAGAGACACCGGGAAGAGCUGCGGAGACAGCAGCAGCUGGAAGCUGAGCAGCAGUACGUGGAGGCUGAUCAAGAUCUUCACAAAAGGAUGGGGCGUUCUGUGCAGCCGCCUACAGAGAGACCUGGGGAGAGGCGAAUGGCAGAAAUGAAGAAACUGUAUGGUGCUGAAGCAGAGAAAAUCCAGGCAAUGGAGGCUGCCAUGCAACUGAACUUUGAUAGAAACUGUGACAAAAAGCAGCCCAAAUACUGGCCCAUUAUUCCCCUGAAGCUGUGAGUACCUGGACUCUGCUCUGACCUGGUACAGAGUUGUAGGGAUCGAUACAUCAAUCAGGUUGUGCUGCAAUAGGAACAAACUGCAAAGCUUGGUUUUGGUUGGGCUUUGAGGCAGAGACUGGCAAGGGCAGCAUUUUUCUUUGCCCUGUGUUCUUUUACACUGUCAAUGUUGGUCACAGUCUAUUAAACCUACAUACAAUUGUCAAGUAGUAAUAGCAGGGUAAGUAAUAUCAAACCUGUCUAAAGUCAUAGUUUCACUCAUUUGAUACCUGCCUUCCUUGACUAUGCUAGAAAGAAACAUAACAUAGUAUUUCCAGUUGGUGAACUGGGAAAACUUCAAGCAAUGCAAAAAAGAGAAGGACUACAUGAAUUAUCUGCUCUUCCCAUUUAGGGAAAUUGAGAGAGAUCCCACUUUAUUUAACAGAGUAGAGUUUGGGUCCUGUUUAAUGCAACACAGCCUAAAGUGUUAUGUCUGAUAAUUUUGGAUUUUUUUUAGAACUGGGAGCCCACUGGCCAAGAUACAACAUCUCAAAUGACUGUAGCCCAGACAUUUUAAUCCUUUUUCAAAGGUUUAUUAUAAAGCAGGAAGUUUUUCUUCCAGACUGAUACUUGUCCAGCCAGAACUUUACUCUAAAGCAAUGUUAUAUAGAAAAGUGUUUUCCUGAAGGGGGAGUGAGGGAGAAGCCUGAUGUGGCCCUGUCUUUUAAGAGAUCUGUUUCACAGAAGAGAGACUUUAAGAGGGAAAAGCACACUUGGGGCCAAUGCCUGCAGUGACUUCUGCAGUUCUAAUAAAAGGCAUUUUGUAGGUUUGAAGCUUUAAAGAAGACAUAUUAGUUCAAUACACUAAGAGAGAGCACAGAAGCCAUGUAGCUCUGAGUGCUCUGUUUAUUUUAGUCCAGCUUUCCAAUGACCACCUGCAUAUUACAUGCACAAAGCUUAAAUGCAGGCAAUAGGUGUGCCUCUGUGUGUACUCAUCCAUCUGUGCAGUCUGUUUGGCUCCGCUUCUGUCCCUUUUAUUUAUGGUCAGUUGUGCUUGCCUCUCUAAUAGCUGACUAGGCAGAGUGAGGCACACAUAUGGUUUGUGUAAGAGAGGCAGAAUUGGCCCCUCGAUACUGGUGAUCCCUUAGAAAAUGGUGCCCUGAACACUUGCAAGGACUUUCUGUGCAGCACUGCUGCUGUGUAGUAUUGUGUAUUGAAGGCCUGUGGUUUGUAUUAAGCAGUAUUUCCAUGCCAGGGCAAAGGAACCUUAUGCUGUUUUAAUUGUCAAAAAUAUAAAUAUGCCUUUCUGGCACCACGGGAAGGUCACAACUAAAAUUCUAACUUCAGUUCAUUCUCACUGUAUCCGGUGUACCUCUGCAGCAUGUGUAGUUUGUAACACACACCAGCAGUUGCUGUGCCCCCAGCAGCAGCCAGCCACACCAAAGCAGGUCUGUAGUACAGUUUGGAGUGUCUUUGGUUUUACUGGUAGUUGCUGUGUUUUUUCAAAGCAGCUUUUUCUUUUCAGUUCCACCUCUGUCGUUUUAGAUGUGACAAGAUGGUGUUAGAUAGAACACUGAAAGUAAAAGCCCAUAGUCUCCAAGAUUUAUUACUGAUGUGAUUAAUCUGAAAAACUUGUGUGAGAUGAGAGGGAGUAGGGUUUUGAACAGUCCUGCAUUUGUAUCUGUUCUUAGUUUUGGCGGGUUUUCUCAGAAAUUCCACAUUUUGUUUGAAUUUCCCUUUGUUGACCAAAUAAAUUCUUUUUGUAACACCUUGUAGAUUUUUUUUUUUUUUAAAUACACAAACUUCCAUACUUUGGUGCUCCAGUUCUCAGAUGCUAAAGUUUUCACUUAGCUGCUCUGUUGUCUAAGGAAGAUCGAACUUAGAGCAAGCACAGUUUAACUGUGGAGGAGGAGGACUAUAGGAGGACUGUAAAGCCCUGGAGGAACAACUGAAAACUAGUGGGGCCUGAGUUAUCUUCUCCACUAUUUUACCAGUCAGAAAAAUCAGGGCAGAAAUAGACAAAUAAGGCCUGUCAACUCCUGGCUAAGUGGCUGGUGCUGAUGAGAAGGUUUCAGCUUUUAUGACAAUGGGACUUUCCUGGAUGACUGUAAUCUACUAGGGUAGGGUGGAAUACACCCGUCUAGAGGGGCACUUGAAUCUUCAGGAAUUGCUGGCCAACUUGAUUAAGUGGGUUUAAAACUGAAGGAUGCAGGGAGUGGGAUGUGAAAUGGCAAAGUAUGUGCCAUCCCAUCCAGCCAGGAAAUAUGCCAGGAGAACAAAAACAGUGACAGGUAUGCUUCAGAUGCAUGCAAAGAUGAGAAUCAGAAGGCUGACCACCUAAUGGGACUUUUUUCUAUUGUAGCUAGCAACAGGACAAGGGGUAAUGGGAUGAAGC
This is a messenger RNA of Colius striatus (speckled mousebird), 3597 nucleotides long. RefSeq names its product gem nuclear organelle associated protein 8 (gene GEMIN8). Gene Ontology annotation, cellular component: SMN complex. The coding region runs from base 1 to 1224 and encodes 407 amino acids. The record is from RefSeq and is a predicted model, not a curated record. NCBI's taxonomy places the organism in Eukaryota, Metazoa, Chordata, Aves, Coliiformes, Coliidae. The transcript has 5 exons. Gene Ontology annotation, biological process: spliceosomal snRNP assembly.